CGUGGGGGCCGCCGGGGGAGCCGAGAGGAUGCCGAGUCCUCUCCCCUUCCUCUGGGACAAGUGGCACCUUGCGCCGACCCCAGUUGCAACCCCACCCCUCGGCCCCUGGCUCCAGGCAGCGGUCCAGCCGGCAGCGCAAGCUCUGGGAGGCCGGAACUCGCUCUCCGUGCCUGCAGCUGUGUGCCCAGCGCUCCGGCCGCACCCUUGGGGCAUCCUCCCCUCUUCUCUUCAUUCACGUCCAGUCCUCCAGCAAACCCUGGCUGCUCCUCCCUCGGAGUCUUUCCAGAACCUGCCCUUGCUCUCUCGUCCCGGCCCCUCCCUGGACCUCUUUGCCGUCUUCCUGCUCCCUGACCCCCACACAAGGCCAGGGACCCUGGGGACCCCUGCGUCAGGUCACAUCCCUUGCCUGCUCAGAGCCCUCCUGUGGGGAAAGGACAGAGUUGUCACCAUGGUUCACAAGGCCCCGCAUGACCUGCCCCUCACCGUCCUCUUCAACCCACUGUUCUCUGUCCCAUUCUCUGCCCUGCGGGUGUCACUCUGCCCACUCGUCCCCACCUAAGGCCUUACCCUGCUAGUCUCCUCCCGGCCUAUCUUCCGUGGAUCUUGUGUGAUGGCCUCCAUUCUAUCACUCAGGCCCUAGCCCAGCGUCACCUCCUCAGAGAGGACUUCCCUGAUCACCUGGCCAACGUAACCUCACAGCUCUCCGCUCUCACCCGCUGGCCUGCCACCUCUGUCAUGUCCUCCUUCCUUCAUGACGUGUAUUCGAGUGCUGUUUGCUUCCCUCCUCCAGUGUCCGCUCCACGUGGGCAGGGGUGUUUGCCCGUCAUUCACUGCCGCAGCCCCAGGGUCUAGAAGAGGCUGGGUAUACAGAAGGCGGGUUAUAAGGAGCUGCCGCCCAGCCAGCUGCACCGCGCUGAGCAGCCUGGUCGACGCCCCACCAUGCAGCGCUGUGGGCCCGCCCCCCUGCGGAGGCUGCUGCCACUGCCCCUGCCCCUGCUGCUGGUGCUGCUGCUGGGGGCCGCCACCGCUGCUCCCUUGGCACCAAGACCCUCCAAGGAGGAGCUGACCCACUGUCUGGCAGAGGUGGUCACAGAAGUGCUGACGCUGGGCCAGGCCCAGAAAGGCCCCUGCACCGCUCUCCUCCACAAGGAAAUGUGUGAGACAGAGCCCCACGGCUGUGUGUCCGCCAGGGAGAAAGGCCUCCUGAUUGGGGCCUUGAAGAAGCAGGAGGCUGGGAAGACGAGGUCCAGCCACGAGGCGAGGGACGAGGAAGAGGAGGCAGCAGAGAGGACCCACAAGUCCAAGGUGCGGGAACAGGUCAUCCGCAAGGAGCUCCACAGCCAGCUCCGCCACGAGGAGGACCGCGAGGAGGAGGAGGAGGAGGAGGAAAAGGAAAAGAAGAGGGGGCCCUUGGACACCUCCGAGGGCCCGUGGAAGCGGCAUUUAGAGGGUGGAGGGGGGCCCCGGCAGCGGGUGGCAGAGCAGGCCAAUGACGAGGAGACGGCCCAGUUCGAGGCGGAAGACAAGGGUGUGCAGGUGCUGGGUGGGGGCCGCGGCCUGUGGCAGGGGGCCCGGGGGCGGGGAGGAGAAAGGCCCGAGGACUCGCCGCACCACUACCACCUCCGCCAGCCAGAAGCUGAGGCCAAGCAGAAGGAGAAGGAAGAGGCUUUGGAGAAGGAGCAGGAGCGUGAGAUGGAGCGGCUGGAGCAUAUCAGAGAAGAGCUGAAGGAGGCGGCGGCGAUGUUGGGGGAGGAGCUCCAGAGGGCGGGCUGACCCCCGACCUCACGUCCUCCUUCUUCCCAACACACCCAAUGGCUUAGGAUUGUUGACCCCCAGGGCCCCCAGCCCGCUCCCCCACCCACAGGAGUGGGAUGAGGAGUGUGCCUUGGAAGCAGGCCUGCGGGGCUAGGCGGGAGCUGGGGAGAGCACUGGGCUCGGCCCGGCUCAGGAAACGCCUGACCCCCAUCUUGCCCACCAACCCUUCCCAGUGAAUAAAGCACAGAGAAAACCACCCAGGCGGACUGUGAGGGACUUGCUUUCCGAGGGCCAGGGCCCGGGAAUGAACCAGAGGCCCGGGAAUGAACCAGAGGCCCGGGAAUGAACCAGAGGCCCGGG
This is a messenger RNA of Equus quagga, 2115 nucleotides long. RefSeq names its product coiled-coil glutamate rich protein 2 (gene CCER2). The coding region runs from base 940 to 1773 and encodes 277 amino acids. Lineage: Eukaryota; Metazoa; Chordata; Mammalia; Perissodactyla; Equidae. The transcript has 6 exons. The record is from RefSeq and is a predicted model, not a curated record.